AUGGAUGAAUAUGAUGAUGGACAAAUGAUAAUAGAUGGAGGCUCAUCGUACCAACCUCAAUCAGAGUUUAUAAAAGAAAGUGGCAGAGAUAAUGAAGUAGGUGGUGGUGGAAGUAGCCAUCCUCAUCAUAACCGACAACAAGGCGAUGGUAGUGGUAUUGUUGAUAGUAGUGGCAUAUACGAUGAAAAUUUCUUUCCUAGCCCAACACAUCCACAUCACCACCAUAAAGGUGGACAUCAUAGACAACAACAACAAAUUGACAAAUUAGUGGAUCAAGAGUUUUUUAACGAUUUUCCUGAUGAUUUUGAUGAUGAAGAUUUAAGUUAA
Messenger RNA from Entrophospora sp. SA101, 327 nucleotides. The record is from the annotation of a GenBank genome assembly. Lineage: Eukaryota; Fungi; Glomeromycota; Glomeromycetes; Entrophosporales; Entrophosporaceae.